AUGUUGUCUUGUCUCGAGCUACUUCCUCCAGAGCUGGUUCAUCUCAUACUGGAUGCACUCAGUCGAAUCCUUUACUCAGCAAAAAAUGUGCAGGAAGACUUCAGUCGAGACUGCGCGGUUUCUCUGGCCACCGUCUCGCACCGCUUGAGAGCCACAGUCCUACCCUGGAUGUUUGCCACGAUCCACAACCGACACGAAAGUCUGCCGCCUCGCGCUCUGUGGUCCCAUUUUAGGACUCUACACAUCCGGGAUGUCUCCGCUUCACGGAACGCGGCCAUCGUUGUCUCAGACGCGCUGCUCAUGGCCCUUGCUGAAAUGUCCCACCUAACGACAGUCACGAUAAGACUGAACUCUGUCAUCCCCGACCUCUGUUUUUCCGCUUUAAGCCAACUACCGCUGUUGUCCUCACUUGAAAUCUACCAAAUCAGGCUCGAUGGUGAGGUGAAUUUCGCCCGGAUGACCCUCCCCGCCUUGGAAGCUUUGUCGCUUCGAAUUGGGGGCUUUUUCGGCGUUUCCCGCCCUGCAAAUGUGGACCUUGCGCAGGAAGCACAGAAUAUCAUGCACCUCUUGUGCACUGUCGCACAAAAGCUCCGUUUCUUCACGAUAUCUGGCGACAUUCUACCCCCGGCUUUCGGCGAAAUUCACUGGCCAGGACUUAUUUCCCUUGCAAUUACAGAGCACCUGCCUCCCACACACAUUCCGCUGUCCGCUCUUGUUGGACAGAUGCCCUCUCUCGAGAAGCUUGAGCUUCUUUAUACACCGGAUCUUGCCAGGAGACGAUAUUCGCCUUUCAGGGUCAUUCGACCAGGUGAAACAGUCCCUUCCCAAGUCCUCCAGCGGCUCUCUGUCUUGUCGCUCUCGAAUGUGCAUAUCUAUGACCCCAUUCUUCAAGCUCUUCCGCAAAACCUCAAGAAGCUCAACCUCUUAGCGGCGUGGGAUGUGCUUGACUAUCAAAGGCUGGCGCCACCACCCUUUGGCUCUCCACCUAUGGGCUGGAUGGGUGAGUACCGGGUGUCAUAUCUGCAAUGGACGUCAUUGCUCAGUCAAGCUUCCUUCCCGAAUCUCACUGCUCUCUCGAUGACGAUUGGGCCCCCGUCGCCAGCAGCUGUACUCAUCGAGGCAAUUGCGUCUGCGGCACCAAAUGUACUCGACCUCGAAUUCCGGCACACGAUUUAUGACAAUUCUGACGAUCGCCUCUUGACCAUCGAUUUUAUAGACCCAGGUUUCUUCACCGCACUGCGGAAAUUUCACCAACUCGAUCGUUUCUGCAUCUUCAUCGAUUACCUCAGGAUCCACAUGAAUCCGGGCCCACCAGGACACGCGGCCUAUCGGUUGUUCGUCGAGGUUCCAACGCUGCAGACCGUGGUGUACAAGUUCUCCGGCUACGUUUCGCCGCCGCAAUCACAAAUGACUUGCGUGUGGGGUAGGGAAAUGCUCGCCCGACCUGCACCUCCCCGCGUCAUUCGUGACCUUGUCCUGGAGGGCCCCGCUUACUCGCAUAUUGAGGACUCAGACUAG
This is a messenger RNA of Mycena indigotica, 1518 nucleotides long. RefSeq lists its product as uncharacterized. The record is from RefSeq and is a predicted model, not a curated record. Lineage: Eukaryota; Fungi; Basidiomycota; Agaricomycetes; Agaricales; Mycenaceae. The transcript is spliced from 3 exons. The coding region runs from base 1 to 1518 and encodes 505 amino acids.